Molecule: messenger RNA, 930 nt
Organism: Ipomoea nil (Japanese morning glory)
Lineage: Eukaryota; Viridiplantae; Streptophyta; Magnoliopsida; Solanales; Convolvulaceae
Exons: 4
Coding region: 23-730 (235 amino acids)
Source: RefSeq, a predicted model, not a curated record
UGCUCUCAAGAACAACCUAGGGAUGCCAUCAUUUAAGACCAUCAAUCCAGCAGGGCCAUGCCUGGCGUACCUCUCUUACAUGGUAUUUGGGGGCAAAACUUACACUGGUGAGGUUGCAGGAAGCAAGAAAAUGGCAGAGCAACUAGUGGCCCGUGCUGCUAUUAGAUCGCUUCUUGAGACGGAUGCAGAAAGUAUGUCACACAUUAUCAAGUCCAAUAAUAAGCAUUAUCUUUAUUCACUAACCACAAAGGAAAAGGAUCAUGCUUUUUCAGAUAAGUCUAAGGGAGUAGACAGUUUAUCAAAACAACAAGAGAAGGCACCAGAAAACUCACCUCUAAAUCAAGCUAGCGUUCAGGUCUCCAAGAAUCUGCUUCAAGGCCAAACAAGCAGUAAGACUGCAACAGUUAGCUUCAAUUCUUAUGGGACAGUUGGUGGACCUAGAAAGGUACUAACUUGCAAACCUGAAAUCAACACCUGGGAGCAAAACAAGAAGGGUGAAACUGAUUAUAGAAACGUUACCGACCACAAACCUCAAAUAAACAAUUGGGUGCAGAAUGAAAUGAAAACUGCUGAUCGCAGGAAUGGUCAGAUGCACAAACCUGGACCAGGAACCACUCGACCCAGUAAUUGGGAGCAAAACAAGAAAGCUGUUGAUAUGACGAAUGGUCCAAAGCGCAAACUAGAGAGCAACAAUUGGAAUCUGAUGAAAAAGAAAAAUCUAGGAUCCUAAACUUUUAAACAGGGGUUGAUUUAACAGUUUAGAAGUUAACAUUUGCUGCACUAUAAAACUUGGUUAAGAUUGUAGUACACUGUUGCUAAGUGUAUUAACUGGCUUUAAAUUGCGCUGUCUGUAAUGACUCUCUCAUUUCCUGCACAUGAUUUCCUAUAUAUCCACAAACAGUACUCUAUAUAGUAUAUAUAUAGAGUAGU